CUUGUAGAUGGUUCAUCCGGCAGCCUUGGUUUCUGUGGCUGGCUCCUGGUUAUAAUUUCAUUUAUAUUCGUGGCCGCCACCGCCCCUAUUUCCAUUUGGUUGUGCAUAAAGAUUGUCAAGGAAUAUGAGCGGGCCAUCAUCUUCAGACUCGGACGUAUCCUCAAAGGAGGUGCAAAGGGGCCAGGGCUGUUUUUUGUGUUGCCUUGUACGGACAACAUCAUCAAAGUGGACAUGAGGACCAUCUCCUUUGAUAUUCCACCGCAGGAAAUUCUCACCAAGGAUUCCGUGACGGUGAACGUGGACGGGGUGGUCUACUACCGGGUGCAGAAUGCCACCCUCGCCGUCGCCAACAUCACCAACGCAGACUCAGCUACUCGGCUGCUGGCUCAGACGACGCUCAGGAACGUGCUGGGGACCAAAAACCUUUCUCAGAUCCUCUCCGACCGGGAGGAAAUCGCGCACAGCAUGCAAGUAAGCGAUUUUGGAGCUCAGACGGAAAGCUUUGGAUUAAAUCUUGAAUCCAUUUGUCUUCCGGACACUUUACUGGAUAUGGGACUUUUUGCUUUUUUUCCCUUCCAGGUCAUCGCUGCGGAGGGCGAAAUGAACGCUUCCCGGGCGCUGAAGGAAGCCUCGAUAGUCAUCUCGGAGUCUCCCGCCGCUCUCCAACUCCGCUAUCUGCAGACCCUCACCACUAUUGCAGCUGAGAAAAAUUCCACCAUCAUUUUCCCCCUGCCCAUAGACAUGCUGCAAGGGAUUAUGGCAAUGAGGCACUAACCAAGGCAGCCACGUUGGUAAAGGAGAGGAGAAGCUAGAUUAAAAGCAAAAGCCAGCCUUCGGCUAGGAGAGAAAUUGCAUCCUUUGUAGAGUUCAUAAGCAUUUUGCAUCUGCUGGAUCCUCUCUGUUGUCCCUCUGGAUAAAUAUAGACACCCCCCCCCCGUUUUGCUUCUCCCCGUUCUCUUCUUUUAAAGAGAUUUCUUUUAUAUAAAUACCGCUAUAAUUUUUA
Molecule: messenger RNA, 1003 nt
Organism: Protobothrops mucrosquamatus (brown spotted pit viper)
Lineage: Eukaryota; Metazoa; Chordata; Lepidosauria; Squamata; Viperidae
Product: erythrocyte band 7 integral membrane protein-like
Exons: 5
Cellular component (GO): plasma membrane
Source: RefSeq, a predicted model, not a curated record